Messenger RNA from Cannabis sativa, 1373 nucleotides. RefSeq lists its product as uncharacterized. The transcript is spliced from 6 exons. NCBI's taxonomy places the organism in Eukaryota, Viridiplantae, Streptophyta, Magnoliopsida, Rosales, Cannabaceae. The coding region runs from base 277 to 1173 and encodes 298 amino acids. The record is from RefSeq and is a predicted model, not a curated record. Gene Ontology annotation, molecular function: phosphatidylinositol transfer activity.
AACUUUACCAUACAAUCCAAUCUAUCUAUAUAUAUAUAUAUGAGAGCUAACUGAGAAGGACCUCCACUCUCAUCAACCUAAAACCCAUUUAUAUCUCAUCUCUUCUCUCUCUUUUUCCAUCCCAAUAUAUAUAUAUAUAUAUAUAUAUAUAUAUAAAUAAAUAUCAGAAUCAGAUACCUCUGAUUUUUUUUUGUUGGCUUACAGUUACACCACUUCUCUUCUUCCGGAUUUUUCUCUCUGCUAAAUCUCCCAGGUUAAGCUGUAGUUCUUGUGAACAUGUUUCUUAUAAAAAGAAAUAAUCAGAAUCAUCAUGUGGAUGAGGUUGCAGAAAAGGAGGAAAAGGUCAAGCAACUCAGGGAGGCUCUUGGCUCAUUAAGUGGACGAAGUUUAAAGUACUGUACAGAUGGAUGCCUUAGGAGAUAUUUGGAUGCUAGGAACUGGAAUGUUGACAAGUCAAAGAAAAUGUUGGAAGAGUCACUUAAGUGGAGGGCUACUUAUAAACCUGAGGAAAUUCGUUGGAGUGAAGUAGCUCAUGAAGGUGAGACUGGCAAAGUGUCCAAGGCAAACUUUCAUGAUCGACUUGGGAGACCUGUGCUUAUAAUGAGACCAGGAAUGCAGAACACAAAUUCACCAGAAGGCAAUAUUCGCCACUUAGUCUAUCUCAUUGAAAAUGGUAUCCUCAACUUGCCAGAGGAUCAAGAGCAAAUGUCAUGGUUGGUUGAUUUCACUGGUUUUACAAUGAACACAAGCAUUUCUGUUAAGACAACUCGUGAUAUUAUCAACAUUCUUCAAAAUCACUACCCUGAGAGGCUAGCUGUUGUUUUUCUUUAUAACCCACCAAGGAUUUUCCAAGCUUUUUAUAAGGCUGUGAAAUACUUCCUUGAUCAAAAGACAGCUCAGAAGGUGAAAUUCGCUUACCCAAAAAGCAAAGACAGUGUAGAGCUAAUGAAGUCAUAUUUUGACAUUGAUAAUCUUCCUAUUGAGUUUGGUGGUAAAGCCACAGCCACUUUAAAAUACGACCAUGAAGAAUUUUCAAGGAUGAUGGCCCUGGACGAUAUCAAAACUGCCAAAUUUUGGGGUUUUGAUGACAAGCCAUCUCUAAAGACAAAUGGUCAGUUUGGGCCAGAGGUGGUGGCACCGAAUCCCAUUCCCUUGGCUCCACCUGCUAGCUGAGACUCAAGAGAAAUGACUCUUCCCAAAAAUCUUAACCCAGUUGAUAAAUCUCUUUAGCUUUUUAUUUUGGUGAUGGGAACAUGAACAUUUGUCUUGUUUAGUUCUUUUACUGUUGAGGCUGUUCACAUUUAUAGAGGUUGAUAAAACAUUUGUCUUCUAUUCUCAUUACUAAAUAAUAUGAGCUAAGAGACUUGACUAAA